This is a messenger RNA of Colletotrichum lupini, 1242 nucleotides long. RefSeq lists its product as uncharacterized. The record is from RefSeq and is a predicted model, not a curated record. Bases 1 to 1242 code for a protein of 413 amino acids. NCBI's taxonomy places the organism in Eukaryota, Fungi, Ascomycota, Sordariomycetes, Glomerellales, Glomerellaceae. The transcript has 2 exons.
AUGGGACAGGUCCGAUCGCACAAUUGGCUGGCGAAGCAACGAGAGGUUACUACAGAAGCAGCGCUAUGCCCAUGCAUGGUAUAUGCUCGUACCGCCGAGAGACUCGAGCGAGCUGCCUAUGGCGAGGACCCCUUGACUCCGCCUUCAGGUGGUUGCAGCAGUCCAUUGUGCAACUGGAGAAGGCCGCUCAGCAACCAACGUGGUGACAUUCGGAACCGAUAUGCCAUCACGGGUAGCACCGAGGACGACGAACUUCACGCCUGUGCCCACCCAUUCUGGACUCUGAUGGGGAAUCACAAUGAAGUCCUGGUGCGAGAGAAAAUAUGUAAAAAGUUUAACACUUACCCUUUCUCGCCAGGGCCUCCACCAGUUGAGAUUCGUCGCUUCAAGCCUCAGCCCAACCAUCCGUAUGAAUCGCCCGCGCAGAUGCAGAUGAAGGAAAAGAGCCUACCGAGAAUUGUCGAGUUACCUGAAUCCGGUAGUUCAAAGGAGAGAGCAAAGCCACAAAGUCCGCCGGCGAAGGCUACCCCGGAAGCCAGCUCCCAGCAAUUGCCUCCUCCUACUAGCAACAAACACACUCCUGCGAGAACUCCGGACACCCAGCAAAGUCAGAGUCCGAUUCUGGGUUCCCAAGAUCCUCGCGUCACGGUGGCUGACUUCGCUGAGCCCCACCGGCUCAGUCAAGACCAAAAGAGGCCAGUUGGAAACAGACAGUUCCCGCAUACUGUUCACAAUGAUCCUCUCUUUGGAAUUGCCGAGGAGAUUCAUCCGCAUACUGUCCACGAAGACCCAAUAGUUCAAGUGGCUCGACGGCUCUCCCCUCAUCAGAUUAAUAUAGAUCCCAAGACAGCGACACCGGCUGCCAGCCUCCCUCAUAGCGUUCACCAGGAUCCCACCGUCAACGUAGCUGAAGAGCCAACGGAGCACACGGUACACAAUGACUUGACAACCAAGACGGCCGCUCCUGUACACGAUCACAGGCUUAGCCAGGAUGUCAUGGCGCCAGUCAGUACACGAGCAGUACCCCACAGCGUCCACGACGACCAAACGGUUAGUAUGCAGGGCCAGACAGCUCCGCAUGCUCUCAGCGGAGAUCCCACGGUCAAGGUUGAUGAGGGCGAACCAAAGCAACACGCAAUGCAACCAAGCGCAGCGACUCCGGCACCCGAGAACCAGAAGCCGAACCCCCACCAGUUGGGAGACAUUGGCCGUGCUUCGACAGCACCGGCCCCGCUACAAUGA